CCUCGCUCCGUUGCCAAUACCCAGUGCUGACAUCAUCAAGGUCUUGGAGCUGAAUUUCUCAUGUCGUACUCAGUAGAAGUGGUAACAUUUGCACGUACACACGCUACUGCGAGAAUGAGGUAUAAGACCUUUGUAGCACGUUUCUUACAGGGCUAUACGCUUCUCAUCCCACUGCCUUUACCAGGUUUGCUGGCGGAGGGUACUGUUAUAACUAUUCCUCUACGCCAUAUACAAGGCCUGCUUUAACUCUCGGUCCUCCACUCACUUAUAUUAAAGUCUACAAUAUUGCAAUUCGUUCCAUUUGGAAAGAACGUUCCUCACCAUGGAGACAAACAACGGAUACAGUUCGUCCCCUUUUAGACGGACAUUAUUGGUCACGUACCCUCGUACUGCAUCCAACCUACUCGUGAGAAUGCUGUCUCUAGAAGAGCAAGAGAAUGUCAUCUCCAACGAGAAGGGAGGCUAUUUCUUCUGGGACUCCUUUAUGAAAGGCAGGACAACAAAUUCUACCUAUACACCAGUUGAAAACUGGACAACGGAGCAAACCGAAGAGAUGCAACAGAUCUUUCAGUGCGAUUUUAAUCGCUGUGAGAGCACAUCACAUCGCGCUGAAUCUCAGGGCAAGCUAUUUUUUGCAAAAGAACAUGUGCAAUGGUUCGCAGAUCCGGCUGCCAUUAGCGAUUAUCUUUCACAUAAAGAUAGCCAAACGCCGUCCCCGGUGAACAUCAAAAUUCCGAAUUCGUAUGGCACGUUCCAAAGGUUCUCACCUAACAACCUCACAGUUUUUCCCGACCAGUACUUGGAGACCUGGAGGCUGACCUUCCUUAUCCGUCAUCCUGCUUUAGCAUUUCCGUCAUUCUAUCGAGCGAUGAGAGAGUUGGAAAAGGAGGAAUUUGCACAACCUCAUGAAAUAUGCCCGUUGAUGGAAUUGAAUGCCACGCUGAGAUGGAGUAGACUUCUUUACGAUUGGUCCUGCCAGCAUGAAGACAAGUCAACCAUCGGUUGUGACAGGGAUAUUCGGUACCCCUUGGUACUAGAUGCCCAAGACAUCAUACAUCACCCUGAAAUUCUCGCCAGGUACUGCAAGCUCAUAGGGCUCAACCCGGUCCAUCUCAAAUCGGAAUGGAAUGUACCGGAUCGAAAGAUGCAGAACGGGGCCGCGGACAAUAUUAAUCACAAAAGCCCUGAGAGUGUGAUGAAGUUUACCCUUGAUAAUUCAUCCCAUGUCUUGAAGGACAAGACGCCGGCUAUUGUUGACAUUGGGCUCGAGAGGAAAGGUUGGGAUCAGGAGUUUGGGAUAAGCAUCGGCGAAGCGAUGGAGAAGUGGGUGAGGGAGGCAAUGCCAGAUUAUAAUUAUCUUCGAUCGAGAAGGUUACAAGCGCGAGAUCCGUGAACAAGGAUUUUCAAUCCACCCCUACUGUACUGAAAGGUUUAGCCUUAAUAAGCAGCUAUCGCUGGAAGGUAUAGGUUGC
This is a messenger RNA of Aspergillus caelatus, 1472 nucleotides long. RefSeq lists its product as uncharacterized. The transcript has a single exon. The record is from RefSeq and is a predicted model, not a curated record. Bases 323 to 1393 code for a protein of 356 amino acids. NCBI's taxonomy places the organism in Eukaryota, Fungi, Ascomycota, Eurotiomycetes, Eurotiales, Aspergillaceae.